This is a messenger RNA of Xyrauchen texanus (razorback sucker), 1964 nucleotides long. Its product is annotated as solute carrier family 25 member 33. The transcript is spliced from 7 exons. Gene Ontology annotation, biological process: pyrimidine nucleotide import into mitochondrion. Gene Ontology annotation, molecular function: pyrimidine nucleotide transmembrane transporter activity. NCBI's taxonomy places the organism in Eukaryota, Metazoa, Chordata, Actinopteri, Cypriniformes, Catostomidae. The coding region runs from base 108 to 1052 and encodes 314 amino acids. The record is from RefSeq and is a predicted model, not a curated record. Gene Ontology annotation, cellular component: mitochondrion.
AUUUAAAGCUACAGAAGCCGGCUGUCGAGCAGACGUCACCUCAGGCCGCUGGGCCAAGCGAACACAUUUAUUUAUAUACGAUUUGCGAGGCACGAUGACACUUUGAAAUGGCGCAGAGAGACACGUUGUUGCAUCUCUUCGCAGGGGGAUGUGGUGGAACCGUAGGUGCCAUCAUGACGUGCCCCCUAGAGGUGUUAAAAACUAGACUGCAGUCAUCUGGCCUCUCCCUCAGGCAGGUUUUCCAGGUCCAGCUGGGCACAGUCAAUGGUGCUGGUGUCAUUCGACCGGGAUCCGUCACUCCUGGCCUGCUGCAGGUGUUAAGGUCAAUUCUUGAAAAAGAGGGACCAAGAUCUCUCUUCAGAGGAUUGGGUCCUAAUCUUGUCGGUGUUGCACCCUCAAGGGCAAUCUAUUUUGCAGCCUAUAAAAAGUCAAAAGAGACUUUCAAUGGCAUUUUUGUGCCGAACAGUGGAGUGGUCCAUAUGUCCUCAGCUGGCUUUGCAGCUUUUGUGACAAACUCCCUGAUGAAUCCAAUCUGGAUGGUCAAAACAAGAAUGCAGCUUGAGAAGAAGGCACGAGGGGAGAAGAAAAUGAAUGCAUUACAGUGUGCCCGCUACGUAUACAGAACAGAAGGUAUGCGAGGUUUUUACCGGGGCCUGACUGCAUCGUACGCUGGCAUCUCGGAGACCAUGAUCUGCUUCCUUAUUUACGAGACACUGAAGAAGUACCUAGCCCAGAGGCGAUUCACAACGCCCAGCACUGACACAGAAAAGGGGGCUUCAGAUUUCCUGGGCCUCAUGGCUGCUGCUGCUUUCGCCAAGGGCUGCGCUUCCUGCAUUGCUUAUCCACAUGAGGUCAUACGGACAAGACUACGAGAAGAGGGAAGUAAAUACAAGUACUUCUUUCAGACGGCGCGUCUUGUUGCGGUUGAGGAGGGCUAUGCUGCUUUUUACAGAGGACUCAUUCCACAGCUCAUCAGACAGAUCCCCAACACGGCCAUAGUGCUUUCCACCUAUGAGCUCAUUGUCCAUCUGCUGGGGGAACCCUCCAAAUGAAGCUCCACAAAGAAACUUUGACCUGCAGCUAAAGUGGACAGACUAUAAUCCUGUGUGGACGGGGAUAUUCUUGUGUUGCGAUGUAUGUUUGAAAUGAUAUCCAAAGACUUUUACAGGCUUCUUGUUUUAUUUAUGUUGAAUGCACAUUUUAUCAGGAAAGUUUUGCUCAUUUGUGUUCUGUAAAUGGCGCUUGGGGCAUGGGUACUCCAGGAGUUUGUGUAUAUUGUAUCAUUGUACAGAAAAAGUCAUCUGAAUAUACAAAUAGUGCUUUUAAGUUAACUAAAUUAUUGUUAUUACUAGUAGCAGAUUUUUGUUGCAGUCAAUAAAUUCUUUGGGUCUACGAUACAGUAUGUGUCCAACAGUUAUGGAGUUAAUCAUUUGCUGAUCCUAGUUUAAUGUUCUUAGAAUGGAAAUGAUACUGUCAUAGAAUGUGGUCAUAGAAUACCUCAUUUUGUAACGCUUGCCAUCUUUGUGGCACCCAGUACCAUUCUGGGGCCUGACCAAUUAAUUCCAUUCUCUUAAUUAGAUUGGUUUCAUCGGUUUACUGUGUUUCUUUUCUGUGAUGGCUAGUUUGGAAUCUUUUACAGAAAAAGAGGGUCUUGAUGCAUAUGCAGCUGUUGGUUUAAUAAAAGAAAUCAUGAAAAGUGACUGCUUUUCUCAGCUGUUAAAUCUGCAUACUAAAAGCACCUUUUUAAAAGCCUGCUGGAUGGAAUUUGACUAUUAAUGCAAAAACAUAGAAAAUGAAGGGAAGAGUCAAUAAUCCCAUGACUCCUGCUGUUUACAUGAAGCUACAUGAGGUUCCAAAACAAAAACAUGAUCUUUGUGCCUACAAGUAACGUCAAGGUCUUAUCUCUUGUGGCACAAUGCUGUGAUAGGUGAGUCAUUAAUAAACAAGUGAGAGAUGUGUGUUAA